Messenger RNA from Vombatus ursinus (common wombat), 357 nucleotides. Its product is annotated as extended synaptotagmin-3-like. Gene Ontology annotation, biological process: lipid transport. The record is from RefSeq and is a predicted model, not a curated record. Lineage: Eukaryota; Metazoa; Chordata; Mammalia; Diprotodontia; Vombatidae. The transcript has 3 exons. The annotation marks the transcript as partial.
AACAAAAUGGACAAAGACCCCUCUGCCUACGUCGAGAUGUGUGUGGGUCAGACAACUCAGACAAGUAAGACAUGUGCCAACAGCAAGGAUCCCGUUUGGAGUCAGGCCUUCACGUUCUUUGUUUACAGCGUGGCCACAGAACAGUUAUAUCUGAAGGUGAUUGAUGAUGACCAAGAAUGUGCCCUGGGCAUUCUGGAGCUUCCCUUGAGCCAGAUCCUCACCUACGCAGACAUGACCAUUGAGCAGCGAUUUCAGCUGGACUGCUCAGGCCUGGAUAGCCUCAUCUCCAUGAAGCUGGUACUUCGGGUAAAUUUCCCUCUUUCCUGCUUCCUCUGGGCUAACAUCCUGUCUGUGUGA